Messenger RNA from Leptidea sinapis, 2539 nucleotides. RefSeq lists its product as uncharacterized. NCBI's taxonomy places the organism in Eukaryota, Metazoa, Arthropoda, Insecta, Lepidoptera, Pieridae. Gene Ontology annotation, biological process: DNA integration. The coding region runs from base 845 to 2287 and encodes 480 amino acids. The record is from RefSeq and is a predicted model, not a curated record. Gene Ontology annotation, molecular function: nucleic acid binding. The transcript has 3 exons.
CGCCUGUAACAGCUGAGAGGAGGAGACGGCGGGGGAGAGGGGAAGCGACCAGUUUUUAGAACCUGCGCCGACAUACGCGAGAGAGACCGCCAUCGCCCGGCCGUAAUGAGAGACGUCCUUGUUUAGCAUUAUAUUUAAUCUAUACCUAAUAAUCUUGUUAAUAUAAAUCUAGAAGUUUAAGUUUUGUUUUAAUUAUAAACAAAAAGUGGCGACCGUGACAGGACGGAGUACUCUAAAAGAUAAUAUUCUUUUAAUAAGCAUUACGCUGCCGGCGACUUAAAAAGUGCCACGUGAUUGACACGACGAACAAGACGUUGGAACUUGGAACAUCGAUGAGAAUUAGAUCUACGUUUGAUUUUGGAUAAUUUGAGAUUACUGCUAUUGGAGCCUGAUGAACCAGUGGAGAUCCAGAGGUCUAAUCCGAGGAAACGUUCGAAAGAUCGAGUUGUUUGGUGUUUCUGUAUAAUCCGCUGUGCUGUAAGGCGCUGUGUGCGAAUACCCGUUGCCGUUGGACUUUAGACUCCGGCACAACAAUACAUCACGGAGCAUCUAACCGUCGGAGCGGCGUAGCGGCGACUGGAUUUGAAGUGAUCUGUUUAUCUCCUUGUACUCGUCAGAUAAAAACCCGGCAGACCUGGCGUCUCGCAGCGUAAGUCCCAGUCAGCUCGAAGCUUCUGCCCUCUGGUGGGAAGGGCCGUCGUUCCUACGGAAUGAUGAAUCCUACUGGCCGAAAACCGCUCAUACUCACAUUCCUAUACACUUACCCGAGGUAAAAGACAUAAUUAAAUGCCACGUCUCAGCUAACGAUGCUCUAAAAUUUGACAAAUAUUCUAACCUUAACAGAAUGAAGAGGAUUUAUGGCUACGUAUUACGUUUUUUAUCAAAUUGUAAAAAUAAAAAUAAUAAAAUAAUUGGUCCUUUAGAUGCUAAUGAAUUGAAUCAAUCUUUACAAUUAUUAAUUAAAUGUAGUCAACAGGAAUGUUUCAAUGAAGAGAUAAAAUUAAUUUCAAAUAAUAAAGCUCUCAAUCGUAAGUCUAAAUUAAUAACACUAAAUUGCUUUAUCGACUCACACGGCUUGCUAAGAAUUGGGGGUCGUAUUCAAAACUCUGAAUUUGAAUACGAUAAAAAACACCCGUUGAUUUUGGAUUCAAAGCAUCAUUUCACUAAAUUACUAUUUAAAAACGAACACGAAAAGUUGUUUCAUGCCGGUCCUCAGCAUCUACUUGCCUCUAUAAGAGAGAGUUUCUGGCCCAUCGGUGGUCGACAUCUGGCACGUAGUACGACGAAGCAGUGCAUGAUUUGUUUUCGUUUGCGUGGACAAACAUUGCAACCUAUAAUGGGCAACUUACCUGCUGAAAGAACCUACUCUUCGUUUCCAUUCUAUUCGUGUGGGGUGGAUUUUGCCGGACCAUUUAUGAUUUCCAGUCGAAAAGGAAAGGGCAACCGCAUUUCUAAAUGUUAUUUGUGUUUAUUUAUAUGUUUAGCAUCAAAAGCACUUCACCUGGAAGUAGUUAGUGACUUAAGCACGGAGUCAUUCAUUUUGUCAUUGCGAAGGUUCGUUUCUAGAAGAGGCAAACCAUAUUCAAUAUUUUGUGAUAAUGGCAGCAAUUUUAAGGGUGCAAACAAUGAGAUAAGUAGAUUACUUAAAUCUAGUCGUGAGCAUUUAACCAAUUUUGCCUCUAAUGAAGGAUUUAGAUUCAUAUUUAGUCCCGCUUAUUCUCCACAUUUUGGAGGUAUUUGGGAGGCUGGCGUGAAGUCAGCAAAGCAUCAUUUGCGUCGUGUCGCUGGCAAUGCUUCUCUCACUUUUGAGGAACUAGCGACGCUGUUCACACAGAUUGAAGCGAUAUUGAAUUCUCGCCCUUUAACCCCUCUUUCUGCUGAUCCUACAGAUCCUACUCCAUUAACCCCUGGGCAUUUCUUAAUUGGAAGACCUAUGAGCGCGGUGCCUACGCUUCCUAUCACGGCAAAGCACCCCAACCGGUUCCAGCUCAUUGAGCAAUUAAGGCAACACUUUUGGCAGAGGUGGCGCCGGGAGUUUAUAGCAGAGCUUCAACAGCGAACUAAGUGGAGAACUAAGACAAAGGAGCUUCAGAUUGGAGACUUAGUAUUACUUAAAGAAGAUAAUAUUCCUCCACUUCAAUGGCGUCUAGCACGCAUCGCUAAAUUAUACCCUGGAUCGGAUGGAGUAAGCAGAGUCGCAGAUGUCCUUACUACAAAGGGCACAAUAAAAAGAGCUAUCCACAAGAUGUGUGUAAUUCCUGCCAAAGAUGAUGUUAAAACAAACUAGGUACUCGGACGCUGUACUGGGCCACAUUCAAUCCUAUUGAAAGCAGUACUUUCAAGGCCCGGAGGAUGUUAACGCCUGUAACAGCUGAGAGGAGGAGACGGCGGGGGAGAGGGGAAGCGACCAGUUUUUAGAACCUGCGCCGACAUACGCGAGAGAGACCGCCAUCGCCCGGCCGUAAUGAGAGACGUCCUUGUUUAGCAUUAUAUUUAAUCUAUACCUAAUAAUCUUGUUAAUAUAAAUCUAGAAGUUUAA